CUCGUAUUGAGGGGAUGAUCAUUGCCCUGCGUGGUGGGACGGGGAUAGAAUAGAUGCUGCUGUCCGGUUACGAGGCUUGGGGGGGGAGGGGAGCUCGUUUGGGGACGAGGGGAUUCGAGGUUUGGCCCGAAGGAGAAUGUUUCGGUCGGUGGCCUGGUGAUGGGAGGGUUUCCUAUAAAGACGAGCUGCUUGUCCGGUGUUGAGGUGUUUUUUCCCUGCAUCAAGCAUUCAAAGUCUCAUCUCAAGCAUCAGUCUCUCUCACACACACACUCGCCGUCAAACAACCACCCAAACCACCACCUUCAAAAUGCACUACUCCUUCAUCCUCGCCCUCGCUGGCGCUACCUUUGCCGCUGCCGCCCCGGCCGUUAACUCAGCCCGCGCCGAAGGCACUUGGACUCUCCAGGGCUUCGUGCGCACCUGCAACGAUAGCGCCAACACCUGUAACUACAAGUUCAAGAUCAAGGACAACAACUCCGGCCGCGUCGACGCCUGCGACUUCGCCGAUAUCGCCGACAGCACCCGCAAGGCCCGCUGGAGUUCCCCCUCCAACUUGCACUGCGCGGCUAACUCACCCGUGUAUGUCAACGUCGGGUACGACCAGCCUGGAAACUUCUUCGUGAUUGUCCCAGUUAACCGCGAGACCUCGCUGAACGCCUUCUUUGGAUACACAGCUGCUGAGCUCGCUGAUGGCAAGGUUGUGACCCCAGAUCACACUUCGCCUUCUCUGGUUGUCGGGACCUGGGAGAAGAAGAAGGCUGCCGGUGCAGCUGUUAUCGGCCGCGAUGCCGCAGCUAACCUUGGAGCCUGGACUGUUGAGGGACUUCACAGGACCUGCCAAACCAGCAACAUCGCUACCUGCAACUACUCCUUCCAGAUCAACCAGAACGACGGUUCUGAGAAGACCAACUGCUACCUGACCCAGGAGGGUGCCCCAACCCAGAGCUUCUACACCGCCGUCUGCCAGAAGCAGGUCGACUGGGUCAUCUCGUGGGGUUACAACGACCAGUAUGGAUAUGCUGUUAUGACUGUUGUCAAUGUCCCAAAACAGGUUGAUGCCUUCUUCGGAUUCAACGAUGUUAACCUCGUCACCGACUUCCCCAACAUCGGCCCCAACCCAGUUUACGCUCUGUAAGCAAUGAUAUGGCACACAAGCCAUUUUGGCUUUGAAGGGAGAUGAGAGAGAUCUAAUUUACAUGAUUUACUGUUCUGCAUAUGCGAGGAUGGGCAUUGGGGGUUCUUAGUUAUGCUUUUAAGGUGUUUGCGAGGACAUUAGAGGUGUCUGAAUUAGUUAAUGAAAUUUACAUUGGAAUGAUUAUAUU
Molecule: messenger RNA, 1322 nt
Organism: Pseudogymnoascus verrucosus
Lineage: Eukaryota; Fungi; Ascomycota; Leotiomycetes; Thelebolales; Thelebolaceae
Exons: 2
Coding region: 308-1135 (275 amino acids)
Source: RefSeq, a predicted model, not a curated record